CUUUGGUACGUCUGUGGUAGGUAACUACGUCAGCAGCCACAGCCUCAGCGCCAUCGCCCCACAGAUCGACCACUUCUGCGCACCCGAUGGGCAGCCCAUCAACAUGUUAUGGCUGCGCAAUGGCACCACUUUUAUGAAUGCCGUGGCCGAGAUGUUUGGCCAAGCGGUUCUAUCGGCAGGGUGUACGGUAGACGGUCUUGGCCCUGGAUGUGCAGGACAGGACCGGCAAAGUGAGGGUGUAUGCCCCGAUGUAGUAAGGUCACAGGUAGGUAUGGGGAUGGGCGAUGAGCCUUUGGAUACAAGAGGAGGCACAGCCGGCGAAGAAGAGGACAAAAUCGGCCCGAAGGCGGCCGAAAAGCAGGAGCGGAGUCGACCCGUUAGUCCUGUUGGGUUGGAGUCGGGCGCAGAGACGAAAGACAAUGCGCGUGCAGUGGGGUUUGCAGCCGUUAUGCAGCAGAUGCUCGACGCUCCGGUGGACUGUGGAGGACUCAUGGCCCUACCCUUUAUGUACGGAGAACCCGGUAGGUAA
Messenger RNA from Sphaeroforma arctica JP610, 529 nucleotides. RefSeq lists its product as hypothetical. The transcript has a single exon. NCBI's taxonomy places the organism in Eukaryota, Ichthyosporea, Ichthyophonida. The record is from RefSeq and is a predicted model, not a curated record. The annotation marks the transcript as partial.